Platichthys flesus (European flounder) is the source of this 5759-nucleotide messenger RNA. RefSeq names its product tripartite motif-containing protein 2-like. The transcript is spliced from 14 exons. Gene Ontology annotation, molecular function: zinc ion binding; ubiquitin protein ligase activity; protein binding. NCBI's taxonomy places the organism in Eukaryota, Metazoa, Chordata, Actinopteri, Pleuronectiformes, Pleuronectidae. Bases 680 to 2704 code for a protein of 674 amino acids. The record is from RefSeq and is a predicted model, not a curated record. Gene Ontology annotation, biological process: proteasome-mediated ubiquitin-dependent protein catabolic process; protein polyubiquitination; negative regulation of translation.
GACAUCCUCCCCCCUCCCACACACACACACACACACACACAGACACACACACUCAGACGAGAGGAGACGGAGCAAACAAGACGUGAUGGCUUCAGGCUGAAAACACACAUCCAUCGGCUGCGUCUCAGGAAAACAUGGAUUCAGAGUCUCUUCUCGUUCUGAACCCUCGGAGUGAUAAAUGACCAAAGACGUCCUUCAGUCUCUGACCUGCCGCUCUCACGCUGCACUUCUUCUCCUUGUAGUGAAGACUCCAGGAACACAUGGAAGCAGAGGGAGGUUUUAAAUGGACACUUUGUGGAUUUCCUGAGGUCUGGAUUUUAAAACCCAAUAAGAAUGUGAUGAAGUCACUGACCACAGGCUCAAAUAAAGGGCGUGUCUGAAGUCAUAGCCCCGCCCUUCUGCAGCGAAGAGGUCAACAACUUAAAGCGUUGUUGACAGAAGUCGAGAAGUCUCAGAAACACACGUAGAUCUGAACCCAGAUCUGUUGAAUCCCUCUGACAUGACUGCAGGCCCUGAGACGAGCGCUAGCCUGUCGUUGUGACAUGUUUGUUUAGAUGUCGUUUAUCUGAACGUCUGUUCCGGCUGACGAGAAACGCUCUCUUGUCCGAACGUCUGGCGCCCCCCCCCCCCUGGCCACAGAGUGGAAUAAGGGGCGUGUUCAGGGGUCCAGCCCUCGCAGAUGGAGGCUCACCAACACUCGCCAGACAGCAGCAGUGAGGAGUGCACCGUCCUGGAGGCUCCGCCCGGAAAAAACAACUGCCCACAACACGCAGGGAACGUGGCUGAUCUGUACUGCUCGGCCUGUGAUUGUGCGCUGUGUGAUGACUGUGUGUCCGACCACGAGGAGCACCCCAGGGUGCCGCUGUGCGAGGCCCUGGAGCAGCAUCGUCUCAGCCUGCAGGAGAAGCUGGGCUUCGUCCAGAACAGACUCCCUCAGAUAUCAGACGCCCUGUCCUUCGUUAAGGAGAUCCUCCAGCAGCUGACCAGUCAGAGAGCUUCCAUCGAAGAGGACAUCCAGUCCAGCUUCGAGGACCUGCACAAGCAGCUGGACGUCCGGAAGAGUGUCCUGCUCAUGGAGCUGGAGGUCACAUAUGGACUCAAACAGAAGGUCCUCCAGGCCCAGGUAGACAACCUGGUUCGGGGAGAGGGGGACAUCAGUGCCAUCUGUACCCAGACGGAGGAGGCUCUGGCUGGGGAGGCAUGUGUGGCGAACCUGCAGGCAGAGCGGGAGCUCGGGGAGAGGUUGGCGGGGCUCGCCGGUCUGGGUAUGCCAUGUCAGCCGGAGGAGAACGACCAGUUGGAUCUGGUGCUGGAGACCGACGUGCUGAGGAAGUCGAUACACAACCUGGGGACAAUCGUCACAACCAGUGCGGUGGCAAGCCAGAGUGAGGCAAUGGGCGCCGGCCUGGAGCAGUGCAUUGUGGGACAUCCUUCCUCGGUUACCAUUGUCACAAGGGACAAGUCAGGGGGAGCCUGCAAGAGUGGCAACGCGAUCCUGUCAGCUGAGGUUUUCACCCCAGAUGGCAGCAUCGUGGACGGGGAAAUUAUGGACCACAAGAAUGGCACUUAUGAGUUUGUGUACACAGUCCCGAAGGAGGGCAACUUCUCGCUGGCACUUCGUCUGUACGACCAGCACAUUAAAGGAAGUCCCUUCAAACUAACCGUCACCAGGACCUUGGAGGUCGACGUAGAGUCUCUCCAGGUGUCUCCUUCCACCACCACAGCAACCAACUCCGCCGCCAACGCCACCCCGUCUACAGGCUCCUCUGAUGGGACCAAGAGAAGAGGGAAAUCCCCCGGGCAGAAGAAGAAGGGCUCUAAAAGGGCCAGCAGUGCACUGGGCACCCCAAGACGCAAAACUCAGAACCCCAUUGAGGAUGACCUCAUCUUCAGGAUCGGAACAAAGGGGAGGAACAAGGGAGAGUUCACCAACCUUCAAGGAGUGGCCACCUCCUCCAGCGGCAGGAUACUGAUCGCCGACAGCAACAAUCAGUGUGUCCAGAUGUUCUCCAACGAGGGGGAAUUCAAGAGUCGUUUUGGGAUGAGGGGACGGUCACCAGGGCAACUGCAGCGCCCCACGGGCGUGGCCGUGCACCCCACUGGUGACAUCAUUAUUGCAGACUAUGACAACAAGUGGGUCAGCAUCUUCUCCUGCGAGGGCAAGUUCAAGGCGAAGCUCGGCUCGGGCAGACUCAUGGGACCAAAGGGCGUGUCUGUGGACCAGAACGGUCAUGUGAUCGUGGUUGACAACAAGGCGUGCACUGUCUUCAUCUUCCAGUUGACGGGCAAGCUCAUCACCAAGUUCGGUAGUCGAGGCAACGGUGACAAGCAGUUUGCAGGUCCACACUUUGCAGCAGUGAACAAGAACAAUGAAAUCAUUGUGACCGACUUCCACAACCACUCGGUCAAGGUUUUCACCCCUGAGGGAGAGCUGGUGUUGAAAUUUGGCUCAAAUGGUGAAGGGAAUGGCCAGUUCAACGCUCCCACUGGUGUAGCUGUGGAUGUUAAUGGGAACAUCAUUGUGGCGGACUGGGGCAACAGCAGAAUACAGGUGUUUGAUGGCAGUGGUUCCUUCCUCUCCUACAUCAACACAUCGGCAGACCCUCUGUAUGGACCCCAGGGUCUGGCUCUCACCUCAGACGGACAUGUGGUCGUGGCCGACUCCGGCAACCACUGCUUCAAAGUCUACCGCUACCUACAAUGAUGACAAGAGAGGUGAAGGCAGGAGAGAUGGUCGGGAGGAGCAGCUGUAGAAGACGAGAGAUUCCACCCACCAUGUCAGACUCCAGGAACUAUUGCAUGAACCUGUUGUGCUGACCGUAACGAAGGAAGGAGGGAUUGCUGGAAACCAGGAGAAACAGAGGAAGAGGAUUAGCUGAGCCAUCACAACAUCACAAGAGUUCUAUGAAAAUAAAAGCAAGUAUUUGAUCCUUUUGAUGAAGUGAUCAGAAAAAUGGAGAUGUGGAUUUCAGGGACCGGAGCCACCAACACUGAUCUUUGAACUACACCCCUUGAAAAGUCUAAAGAGUUUGACGUGGCAGAUGAAGAGGAAGAUAAAAAUGUUCUGCCUUAUGCAAAUUUGAGAGACAUCACUGAAUGGGAUGCAUGAGGGCUGCAAGGCAUGAGGAGUAAAAACUGUGAUCCAAAGACGGAUUAAUGAUGUCAAAUGACGACUGAAUCGAUAAAGACUUUUCAACAGUGGAGGAUAAAAACCUUAAGAAUGGAAAAAGGGAUCGCAAAAGUAUCCGAGGCAUGAAUGACCGAAGGAUGUUGAUUAAUUGAUAUCAGGAAGGAAAAUGGUUUUCUCUUGUUUGACUUUCUCAUAUUGUUUCUUCAAGUUCAAAUAAUGGCCAGUGGACUAGAAGGGGUCUAUGUCUUGGUUUGGCUUCAGUCAUUGGUUCCUCCACAUUAAAUAUUUCACCUACAUCAUUUGUACAGUUAUUUGCAUUUGUACAUCGAUGACAUCACCUCUAACUUUUUGCGGCUAAUUUGACCAAAUACCAACUUCCUCUUCAGGCUACAUCCACGUGACUACGUUUUAGUCUCACAACUUAGCAUUGUUGCUAUGGCUAUGUCUCGGAGCUAACACUACGAUGGAGAACCUUUGUUUAACCAUAUUUUUGAAACAAAAUGUAUUAGUAUGUAUGCAGCCCUCGAGCUUGUUAGGACACAUUGGAUUUUAGUUAUUCUGUGAAAUUCCCAGGUUAAUAGGUUAAAGGGCACCCAGAAGAAUUUCCUUUGAUUUUCAUUGAAUUAUAGAAUCAAAAUGUCAUUAAUAAAUCAUCACUAGACUAAGACAUGGGCCCCUUUUAAUCUACUGUUCCUUGUUUCUACAUUAGGAUUGUCUGAAAAUGGAAUGUUUCUUUUCUACCAUAUGCUAGAAUUCUUUACAAGUCGUAGGCAUCAGAUUGAUAAUUAGAAAUGAUAGCUUGACUCUGACUUUGAUUGUUUGAAUGGGUUGAUAGACAAGCACCACUGUCUAUCUUUGCUUGCUUUGAGUGUUAUUAUAUUUUUCCUUAGAAAUCCGUCCCAAGGAAGAAGGGGAAAAAAAAUAAUCUAUAAAUCUAUCCUAUAUAUUUGUGAGAAUUAAUUUAAGAAAUAUCAUGUAAAAUGUCAAAGUAAUCUGCAUAUUUGGAAUCAGCAACAGAUUUAGACACUCAUUUCUGCUCGCUGGGGGCGAAAGAACCCCCCCCCCCCCAUGACUCUAGAAUGCAUUAAGAAUUGUGCUGUUGCCUGCUUGUACAAUUCCACAUGGUCCGUCAUCUGCCAUAAAAAAUGUCCCUCGUUGUUCUAGAAGCAUGCAUGUGACUGUCGACAUCGAACCUACCAGAUUUUAAAUAUCAGCUCCCAUUUUACUAACAGUUCACCCUCACGAAGCCGAUUUACAGUAAUGUUAACUAGAGCAAAGGACGACUGCAAAGCAUUUAAUCUUCACUUUUGGAAAAUGCUCCAUCAUAAUAGUACAGAGCAUUUAUGUCAAUUAUUGAAUGUCUUCGAAAGGGCAUUUAGGGUUACUCACAGCUGGACAGUUUGACCGACAACACUGGAAAUACUGAGGAAAUGUGAAAAGUGACGAAUGUCUUUGUUGAACUAACAGAUGCUUGUGGUCAAUCGUUUACAGUAUGAUGUCUGUACUGAAGCAGCAAAUAAGACAAAAAGAAUAAUCAAUAAUGUGAAUACUCUUUGUUCACAAAAGAUCUGAGGCACUUGUUUUGAUUUGUUUAUUGUUCAUCUUUUUAGGUAUUUUAAUCUUUCUAUCUCUCCAUCUGAUUGUGUUUCACCAUGUGCAUUGAAGUUCUUAAGUGCCCAUUAUAUCUUUUGCUUUUAUACGUAUUUAAUCUGUUACGUUGAAUCAUAUAUGAUUGUUGGCAUUUGCUUCUUUUUUCUCUUGUUGUUGUUUAUGGACAAAUCAGUGUUAAAAGUUUUAAUUCUGUUUUUUUGUCAAAAGGAAGUUGUCAUGUUGCGAAGGGAAAGCUCGUUAGCAUAGCAUUUAUUAGCAAACCCAUUGCACUUUCUUAGCACAAAGCUAAUCAAUUUCAGUGGCUAAAAAUACAUUUCAGUGACCAAAUAAAAAAACACAGAGCUGCUGUUAUUGCUGAUGAGGUCACGAGGUUCAUUUUCUAAGUAAGUAUGCAACUAGCUACAAGCUAACGUGUAACGCUGGAUGCUAACAAGGCUCGUACUUAGUGUCUCAGCUAACUUCAAGAAAAUGGCUUAGAAACUGACAUCUGCAUAUUUAACAAUCGUCAUUACAUUGAAUAACUGGAUUUCAGGUCUUUGAGUUUCGAAAUCCAACCUGUUUUGUUUUGUUUUUGGUAAUCUGAGUUUUGCAGGAUAUUCAGCCGUAGAAAUAUCUGAAUGUGGUUUGAAAGUUUAUAAGAUUUCCUUUGAGUAACACGGAUUCAAAAUAAAAAAGGAUCAAAUAAAUUGCUAAUUUGCAGAUUACUCGUCCAUUUGAGGGAAAAUGUUCACGAAACAAUCAAAACAGCAAAACAUGCAAUUUAUCAUUAGAAGUGUUUAAGUGUGACUUAUGUGUGUCAUUGUCGGUUUGGACCAUGACAUGAAAAACAUUGAUCACCAGUUUGACUUUUCUCCUCAAACGGAUGUGUAGUAUUUUAGAGAACAGCUCUGAAAUCAGUGUUCAGUGUGUUUCAGCCUCACUUGCCUGCUCUUCCUCUCUCUGUAUUUACUCUCUGUCAUGUCUGAUCUCCUCAAUACUCACAAACACUCAACAUGGAAAUAAAGCGUCACUUCCUUAA